AUGCCGCCGGGGCUCUUCCCUCUGACGAGCCCACCGGCUUCCUCGCAGGUAAGGCUCAACGAGCUCGCUUCUCGGUCACCCGGGAUGGUCUCGAGCGGGAAGAAAGCGGCGGGAGGACGGUCCGCGGGGGCCGCCGCCGAGUCCGGGAAGCACGCCGCUCCACCGCGGGGCGGAGCAGACCGCCUCUGCCCGGAGACCGGCCACGACCUCGACCGCUCCUCAGACCGGCCGGGAGAGCGAGCGAGGGAGCGAGAGGGGAGACCGGGGCGAAAGCGCCUGCUGCAGCUGCCUGCCCGCCCGCCUGCCUGCCUGACCCACCAACAACCUUCGCCAAACACCCGACGCUCCUCGAAGCCGGAAGCUCUUUGGUCGAGCGAGCUAGAGCGGCGCCGGCAGAGGAACUUCCGGGCCCGCCUCCUCCUCCUCCUCCUCCUGCCCAGGAGACCCGGCUGUGGCCCAAGCCCCGCCCACAUUCUCCGCCCCCUCCCCCAGAAGGGAGGGAAGUCCCUGCCCCGCCCCGCCUGGCGCGCUUGGGGAACCCUCCCGCGAGGCGGCCGGCGGCGCCUCUUUCCGGGGGCGCGCGACGGGGAGGGCGGGCAGCGUGGCAACGCCGGGUCGGGCGCCGGUAAAGAAACGGAAUCGCGGAGGAGCAGCGCCUUGAGAGGCAUCCGUUGCCCGGCCUUGCCAAUCACUCCGUCGUUUGCCUUUUCCUUUCGGCUGCCGGGCCACUUAGAGGAGAGCCGGAAUGUUCAAAGACAGAUGAAGAUGCUGCAGAAGAAGCAGGCGCAGGUUGUCAAGGAGAAGGUCCACUUGCAGAGUGAACAUAGCAAGGCCAUUCUUGCACGCAGUAAACUGGAGUCUCUUUGCCGUGAGCUUCAACGUCACAAUAAAAGUUUAAAGGAAGAGAACAUGCAGCAAGCCCGCGAAGAGGAGGAGAGGCGUAAAGAAGCAACUGCACACUUCCAGAUCACACUAAAUGAAAUUCAGGCUCAGUUGGAACAGCACGGCAUACACAAUGCAAAGCUCCGUCAGGAAAACAUUGAAUUGGGGGAGAAACUGAAGAAACUCGUAGAACAAUAUGCACUGAGAGAAGAACAUAUGGACAAAGUCUUUAAGCAUAAAGAAUUGCAACAGCAAUUGGUUGAUGCGAAGCUUCAGCAAACAACGCAGCUUAUAAAAGAAGCUGAAGAAAAGCACCAGAGAGAGAGGGAGUUUCUGCUAAAAGAGGCUACUGAGUCCAGACACAAAUGUGAACAAAUGAAACAACAAGAGGCUCAAUUAAAACAACAGCUUUCUCUUUAUAUGGAUAAAUUUGAGGAAUUCCAGACCACAAUGGCAAAGAGUAAUGAACUUUUUACAACGUUCAGACAAGAAAUGGAAAAGUUGUGGAUGCAGGCAUCUGCUUUACCAUUCUGGUGUAUUGGAACGUAUCACAAAAGUAUCAGCUGGUCACGAACCAUCUUUUGUUUACUACAGAAAACAGUUAAAGACAAAGAAUACAAAGGCUUUCAAAUAAAACUGGAGCGCUUGGAAAAGCUGUGCAGGGCUCUUCAAACGGAAAGAAACGAGCUGAAUGAGAAGGUCGAAGUUCUUAAAGGACAAGUUUCUGUAAGAGAAGCAGAUGUGGAUCUAGCAGUCCAUGUGGAUCUGCAGCCAUGCCCGCUCAACUCUCACGGAAAGGUGGGCCUUUCUGCCAAUGGAGCGGAAGAAGGGAUCCAACCAGAUGCGGAACCGAGUGUGGCACACGAAGGCUCUGAACAAACUGUCUGCCUCGGUUCCAUUCCUGCCACAGAUGUUGUUGACUAAAGUGUAAACACUGUAUUGAGAGAUAUAUUUUGUGUAUGGCUUUAACAGGUGGUGGUAACUCUUAGUUUUGUGGUGAAAAUUUUCUUACUUUUUCUACCAUAUCUGUAUUUUCUUAGAACAGAACAGAAUUUGCCUGGUACAGGAAGCUGCUCGGUGGCUAUUGAAUAGCUGAUCUAUAAAAUUUCCACAAUUGUGUUGCA
Messenger RNA from Pogona vitticeps (central bearded dragon), 2006 nucleotides. The record is from RefSeq and is a predicted model, not a curated record. Lineage: Eukaryota; Metazoa; Chordata; Lepidosauria; Squamata; Agamidae.